Actinia tenebrosa (Australian red waratah sea anemone) is the source of this 4595-nucleotide messenger RNA. RefSeq names its product protein transport protein Sec31A. Gene Ontology annotation, molecular function: structural molecule activity; protein binding. The record is from RefSeq and is a predicted model, not a curated record. NCBI's taxonomy places the organism in Eukaryota, Metazoa, Cnidaria, Anthozoa, Actiniaria, Actiniidae. Gene Ontology annotation, cellular component: COPII vesicle coat; endoplasmic reticulum exit site. Gene Ontology annotation, biological process: endoplasmic reticulum to Golgi vesicle-mediated transport; COPII-coated vesicle cargo loading; endoplasmic reticulum organization.
GAAAGAAGCUGUUGGAAGUGUAAUCCAAAGAACUCUUGAAAGAAUCACUUUGAAGUUUACCAAACUUCCCAGACAAUGGUAUCACUUUGAGGAUUUCUUCUUGAUGUAGAGGAGGUAUCCCAAAAACGCACUGUUUUAGCGAUGAGGGUAUGUCAGCAACAGACAUGAAGUCGAGGACGAGCCGCAAUAUUUGCCACGUUGCUUGAAACUGUUUUCAGACGAUCCAAAAAUCCACGUCUAAAAAUCCAACAUAACACCAAAACUACAACAGAAAACCAAGCCUACUGGCUCUGAACUGCGAGUUUGAUUGCAAUACCACAUCAAGGAAACCUUGAUUUGCUCAAAAAUCCCGUAAGAUUUUUUCAAGAUACACCAUGAAAGUCAAGGAAAUUAAAAGAACUGCAAAUAUAGCAUGGAGUCCUUCGGCACAGUAUCCAGUGUACCUAGCAACAGGCACUGCUGCCCAGCAGCUUGAUGCUACCUUCAGCACAAGUGCAGCACUGGAGAUCUUUGCUUUGGAUCUGACCAGUAAUGACUUGGAGAUGCCACGACGUGGUACAUUGGAAUCAGAGCAUAGAUUUCAUAAACUUGUUUGGAGUCCAUUCGGUAUUGGUUCCACAGAAACGAAAUCUGGUCUUCUGGUCGGAGGAACAGACAAGGGAAGUGUCGUCAUCUAUAAUGCUGAUAAAAUACUGAAGAAAGAUAAGGGAGGAUGCAUAUUUUCUGAGAAUGAAAAACACACAGGCGCAGUACAAGCCUUAGAUUUCAACCCUUUCCAGCCCAACCUCUUGGCAUCUGGUGCCAGUGAUUCAGAGAUCUUCAUCUGGGACAUGAACAACCCAGGUGAAUACUUUACUCCUGGAGCCAAGUCAUUACCACCUGACAAUAUCAGCUGCCUAGCAUGGAAUAGACAAGUACAGCAUAUCCUUGCGUCAUCAUCCCCCUGUGGACGCUGUGUGGUCUGGGAUCUGAGAAAGAAUGAGCCUAUCAUCAAAGUUGGUGACCAGAGUGCCAUGAUUCGAUGCAAGGCUGUCGAGUGGCACCCUGAUACAGCAACCCAAAUGGUGCUAGCAUCAGAAGAUGACCGCUACCCAGUGAUACAGAUGUGGGAUCUACGGUUUGCUACAUCACCCAUGAAGGUCCUUGAGGGACAUCAACGGGGUAUUCUAUCUAUUGCUUGGUGUCCUCAAGAUCCUGAUUUACUCAUGAGCUGUGCAAAAGAUAAUCGCAUCUUGUGCUGGAAUCCCAAUGAACAGACACCUGGAAAUGAAAUAGUUUACGAACUCCCCACAACAUCACAGUGGAGUUUCGACGUGAGGUGGUGCCCCAGAAAUCCAGCGAUGAUUUGUACCUCUUCAUUUGACGGCAAUGUGAGCCUGUUUUCAUUGAUGGGGGGAGGAACGACUGAACAAAUGGUAGAGCAACAAAAGGUGAAUGAUGCGUUUGAUGCCGAUGACCCAUUUGGAUCGCAGCUUCAACAACAGCAACAGCAACAACAAAAAGUCACUACUGCUGCUCCACUCAAGAAACCACCAAAGUGGCUAAGAAGGCCUUGUGGAGCUAAAUUUGCUUUUGGUGGAAAGCUUAUUACAUUUGGUCAACAUAAGGAUACUACACCUAACCAGGUUCAUAUAAGUCAAGUCGUAACAGAGGGUGAACUGGUCCGGCGAUCAGUUGAACUAGAGGGUGCGCUUGUAUCGGCAAAUUUCAUUGACUAUUGUAAUGAUAAAAUACAAAACAGUACACAUGAAUUGGAAAGGACUUUAUGGAGUUUUCUCAAGAUCAACUUUGAGAGGGAACCAAGAAAGCAUUUUCUUACACUGCUUGGUUAUGACACCAGUGAACUCUCCCAGAAGGUUGCAAGUAUUACAGGAAUGCAGGGGUUAGGAGAUAGUACUGGUGGGGUUGAUGCAGAAGAACUUGCACAAAAGAUGCAGCUAUUGACCUCAGGGUAUAAUUCUGGUAAAACAAGUGACAGAGUUUACUCAAGUGGAGCCACCACUCCUUCAGUCCCUGAAUUUGGGGAAUCAAAGACUCCACUGUCAGACACUGGGAGUAGCAGUGAAGCAGCUUUAGCGUUUGAUGCCAUCGCAUCAGGAGCACCACUGACAGUUGACACCUCUGGUGACAUUGCUGCUGUUCCUCAAGCUCUUCCUUUCAAGAUACCAACAGAUGAUGAUACUGAUGGUCUUAUAAGCCAAGCUUUAUUAACUGGAAACUUUGAAGCUGCAGUAGAUGUGUGUGUGCACAAGGAAAGAAUGGCAGAUGCCUUUCUUCUUGCCAUUGCUGGUGGGCCAGAUCUUCUUGCAAGGAUCCAGAAGAGAUACUUUGAGAAAAGCAAGAGCAAUGUGGCUAGGCUGAUGUCAGUUGUCAUAAACCGUGACUGGAGAGACGUAGUGGAAAACUGUGUCUUAGAAAACUGGAAAGAGGCUCUAGCGGCACUAGUGACAUAUGCCAAACCAGAGGAGUUUACUUCACUGUGUGAUUUACUUGGUCAACGACUAGAAGGAGAGGGAGACAGGCACUUUUCUAAUGCAAUGAUCUGUUAUAUCUGUGCCGGAAACGUGGAGAAAUUUGUGGCAUGCUGGUCAAGGAGUAUGCCUGUCGAACCAUCUCCACUGGCUUUGCAGGAUUUAGUUGAGAAAGUCAUGGUGUUGAAGAAGGCUGUAGAGAGAGAAAGACGACAGAUCAUUGAUAGUGGAUCCAAUGCUCUUGCAGAAAAACUGAGUAAAUACUCGACUAUCUUGGCUGCUCAGGGUUGCCUAGAGACAGCCAUGGGAUACCUAAAUGCAUCAGGAGACCAGUCCAGUCUUGCAGUGUUGAAAGAUCGCGUGUUCCACUCCCAAAACCCCAGCCACCUCACCACGUCAUCUGCGCCACCAGCUUUCCCCUUCCAAAGAAUGAAUGUACUGGCAGAACCUGCCCCUCAGCAACAAACUAUGCAGCAGCAACAGCAGCAACCAAAGUAUGGAAUGCAACAGACAAGGCCUCAACAGCCACCAGGCCCUACAUUCCAACCAGCUGCAGUAUCACAACCUUCUCCUUACCAACCAACACAACCACAGCAUCAAGCACCAACACCAUUCUACAACCCUGCGGCAUAUCAACCAGCUCCUACCCAACCACCAUCUGUGCCAAAUCAACCAAACACUGGAUUAAAUGCUGGAACACCCCCUACUAGUCAAUCACCAUACUACACCCCUAAUAUUCACCCACCCCUACAAGGGGCGCAACAACCAUGGAGUGCUCACCAACCUCAACAGUUCCAACCACCACCCAGUAAUGUGCCAAUGCAACCACCAGUUUCCCAGACAGCUAAGGUUGCCCCGCCCUCUCAGCCAUUGCCGACACAGGGUACUACCAGCAUGCCACAAAUGUAUAACCCAGCAUCACAGGGUAUGCCCGGCAGCUACCCCGGAGUACUGACUCCUGGUGCUCCUCAGGGGAAUGUGCCAUCACCUACUGGACCACCACCUGUUGGACCACCCCCAUCGUCAGGUGCAUGGAGUAAUACUCACCUUAUGCCCAAGAGAAAACAACAGACCAGUGACUAUACCCCCCCUGCUCCCAUCACAAUGCCGAUCUUUGGUGUACCAGACCAACAGCAACAGCAACCAAUGCAGCAGCAGCAUCAACAGUAUCAGCAACAGCAACCGUAUCAGCAGCAGCAGCAGGCUCCGCCAAGCAGUCAUCUUCAACCUGCACCUGAUGGCCCCAACAUGAUGCAGCAAUCUGGCCCCCCUGGUGCCCCGCCCAGCUACCCCAGCCCUCGUCCUGCUGUUGCUCAGGAAAAACCAGCAGAGAUUAUUAAAGGCCCUCUACCUGCUGAGCAUGUUGUUAUACAGGAGACAUUCAAUGGUUUAGUACAGAGAUGUAAAGACAUGGCAAAUAACCCACACACAAAAAGAAAGCUUGAUGAAGUUUCAAAGAGAUUGGAGGGUCUUUAUGACAGACUUCGUGAGCAAAAGUUGUCCAAGCCCAUCCUGACAGGACUUCAUGAAAUUGCUCAGGCUUGUCAAUCAGGCGACUAUCCUCGUGGUCUGAUGGCCCAUACAGGUUUAAUUUCCAGUGGUAGCUUCUCAGAGAUCAGUUCAUUCAUGCCUGGUCUCAAGUCCUUGAUGCAGAUAGCCACACAAUUAAGAGUGUAAAUUAAUGUGUGCUUUGUAGAUGAUGCUAGAAUAAUAUUACUCGUUUGGAGAAGAUGGAUAGUAUUAGUAGGUCAUGGCACACAUGAUUAUUCACCAUUUUCCAUACAUCUGUUCUGACACUGGUCAAGCACAAAGCACUCAAGCAAGGUGCCAAGGUACUUUCAAAGGAUUAUUCAAAUUUGAACCUUUCAACCUCGACUGAAUGCUUUGUGUUUGACCAGUGAACCAAUGUAUGGAAAAUUGUGAAUGCUGCAUGAGGAAUGUGUUUACUUGAUUGGAUUUGUUUAUUCAUGGUAAGCCUCAUCUGAUCUCAAAGUAUUUACAAAUACCCAUGGUCGGUAAAAUAAAGAAUACAGCUAUUUCAAAAAGGUUGAACACUAAAUACUGCAUACUGAAUAGUGCAUUUCAUGACCAAAGGGCAUUGUGGGUCAUAGUGACAUUGUCUGA